Molecule: messenger RNA, 7662 nt
Organism: Antechinus flavipes (yellow-footed antechinus)
Lineage: Eukaryota; Metazoa; Chordata; Mammalia; Dasyuromorphia; Dasyuridae
Gene: BCORL1
Product: BCL6 corepressor like 1
Exons: 15
Coding region: 353-5599 (1748 amino acids)
Biological process (GO): negative regulation of transcription by RNA polymerase II
Cellular component (GO): nucleus
Molecular function (GO): protein binding; transcription corepressor activity
Source: RefSeq, a predicted model, not a curated record
CGCAUACACACAUACAUACGCGCACGCACAGAGAUACAGCGCUCCGCUCCUCUCUCCCCCUCACUCUUUCGCUCGCUGGCUCGCUGGCUGCCGCGGCUGCCAGUGUGUGUCUCUGCCUCCCUUCAGCUUUGCUGAGCCCUCCCUUCUUCCCCUGGCAGUUCCUAGAGUCCGACCCGCCGCCAGCCAGCACCGAGAGGAAGGAGGAGGAGGAGGGCGACGACGACGAAGAGGAGGAGGAGGAGGAAGAGGAGGACAGCGAGGAGGACGGAGAGGAGGAGAGCGAGCAGCAGGAGAAGAGGACGAGCCGGAGCCCGAGCCCGAGCUGGAGGUAUCUUGGUGGUGAAGGGCUGUCAUGAUCUCUACGGCACCGCUCUAUAGUGGGGUGCACAACUGGACCAGUACUGACCGCAUUCGCAUGUGUGGUAUCAACGAGGAGAGGAGAACGUCUCUUUCUGAUGAGGAGUCCCAGGCAGCUGGCUGCCAAGGCUUCGGACCCCAGGAGUUUUGUGUCAGUAGCAGCUUUUCCAAGGUGGAGCUCACGGCAGGCGGCGGCGGCGGCGGCGAUGCCCAAGGGGCGGACGCGGCUAAUCGCGCCAAGGAGAAAUUUGGACACAAGGCGGGGGAGCAGCAACCCAGCACCGAGCCGAAGAUGGCCCCUCCCGGGCCUGACGGUAUUUUUACCCCAUUAACCAAGCCAGGCGACGGCCAAGGGCUCGACAAGCCUUCCCCCCCUGAUGGUCCGGAGCCGAGUGGCAGCCAAGCCGAAGCCCACAUGGACAAGCUGGCCACGUGUCCCCUGGCUGGGCUUAAGGAAGUGGACCACCAGCACCCCGGGGCGCAGAAGAACACUUGCAUUUUGGCAACGCUGGGCAUCGGUGCUACCAUGGAGGGGGCCUUGCCUUUGGUCGCUGCCGACGUCAGUCCUUUGCCUAUCCCCGUUUCCGGCCCCGGCCCCGUGCCCCUGUCGGCUUCUCUCUCGGUUCCCCUCGCCGUUCCCGCCUCGGUCAACCUCUCGGCCUCCGACGCUUCCCCUCCGUUGGCUCCGGCCCCGACCCUGGCUCCGGCUCCCAUCCCCAUAUCUCUUGCCGCUCCGGCCUCCAUUCCUGCACCGGCCCCACUGUCCCUCCCAGCUUUAGUCCUGGCUCCCAUCCCCGCCACUGGCCCCGUUCCCCCCCUCCCUACUCCGGCCCCCUCCCCGGCCACCCUCCCCGGCCCUCCUCCCACUCUCAUCACCGCCUUUGCGGCUGCCACUCCCGCUCCGACCCCUACUCCCGCGCCUGUGUUCACCCCGGCCCCCACCCCCGGCCCCCAGACUAAGCCCGCCCUGGCCCCCAUUCCCACCCCGGCACCCAUCUCGGCCCCCUUCAGCCUCAACCGAGUGUGUUUCCCUGCCACUCAGGCCCCGGCCAUGCAGAAGGUACCCCUGUCCUUUCAGCCCGGGGCAGUCCUGGCCCCGAACCAACCGCUAGUAUACAUCCCUCCCCAGAGUUGCGGGCAGCCUCUCAGUGUGGCCACGAUCCCUGCUCCGUUAGGAGUAUCCUCCACGCUCACACUGCCAGUGCUGCCCACAUACUUGCAGGAGAGGUGUCUGCCGGGUGUUCUGGCCUCUCCCGAGCUCCGUUCUUACCCGUGUGCUUUCUCUGUGGCCCGCCCGCUGACUUCAGAUUCCAAGCUGGUCUCCUUAGAGGUAAACGGACUUCCCUGCACCUCUCCGUCCAGUGGAAAUAGUGGCCAACCCGUGCCUGAUGGCGGCCCCGCUCCUCCGGGGGAUGUGCCCCUACCCGCCCCCGCCGCCAAGAUUCUCCCACCGCCCCCCCAGCCUUCCCUGGCAGCCGCCGGCGGAAGUUCCACCCCGGGACACCCCUCCAAGACUCCGGCUGGUACAGAGCAUCAUGCGGAAGGAGCUUCUGCUGCCUUUUCCCCUCUCAAGUCCCCGCCACAGCUGGAACGAGAGAUGGUCUCCCCUCCCGAGUGCAUCGAGAUGCCCUUGGACCUCUCUUCCAAGUCCAACCGCCAGAAGCUCCCACUGCCGAGCCAGCGCAAGACGCCACCCAUGCCGGUGCUGACGCCGGUGCACACCAGCGGCAAGGCCUUCCUCUCCACGGUCCUGUCCCGCUCCCAUAGAGCGACCCAGGCCACCGGCAGCAACGUCACCUCGUGCCUGGGGUCCGCCUCCCCGUUUGUCAUCUUUCCCGACUUUGUGAGAAACGGGGACCCGAGCGCCUGGGUGAAGAACUCCACGGCGUUGAUCAGCACCAUCCCCGGUACCUACGUCGGGGUGGCCAAUCCCGUGCCCGCUUCCCUGCUGCUGAACAAAGAUGCCAGCCUGGGUGUCGUCCGAGACCCCCGGCACCUGCCCAAACAGGAGCCCAUCUCCAUCGUCGAUCAGGGAGUGCCCAAGAACCCCAGCUCCACCUGUGGCAAGAAGGGCAACCAGUCUGCGGCGGCCGAGAACCCGGUCAGGCGAUCGACGCCGGCCCGGAUCGCCCCCGGGGUGCCUACCUGCCCGUCUAAGGAAAUGCCGUUCUGGAAGCCCACCGGACAGGGGAGCAUCUACUCGAGGUGUUCGAUCAACGGGAAGCCCACCACGGCCCAGGUCUUGCCCGUCGGUUGGUCACCCUAUCACCCGUCUUCACUCUUUUCGAUCGGCAUCCCCAGCCCCGGGCAACUGGCUGCACAUCAGGGGGUACCCAUCAAGCCGGCCGGCAUCGCCGGGGAGUUCUCCCUGGUGCCGUCGGCCAGCCCCGGCGAGGCCGCCCAGGGGGUCGCCGAGGGCCAGCCGAGACCCGGCGGGCCCUUCCCGGAGGGGCAGGAAGCCGUCCUGAAGACCAAUGGCUGCCAACCCCCCGCCAAGCCCUGUGAGGAGCCAGUUAACCCUACCAUUUUGAUCUUAGGUCCUCAGGCCGGCAGCCUACCCAUGUCUCUCCAGCCCGGCGGUAUCGGAGAGGUGAGAGGGCUGAAGGCCAAUGCUGGGGCUCCCCCCCAAGACCACAGGCCGGAGGAUUCGGGCAGUCAGCCGAGUCCCGACCCCCCUUCCAGUCCGGAGGACCCCCACGGCUCCUGCGCCCUGAAGCCGGCGGCAGACGGCAAACCGAAGAACAAGGUGCUGGCCACCUACCUGGCUCCCGACCUGGCCUUGCCCCCUUCUCAGGGUUUCCACAAAUUGUCUGAGAUGUCUUUGCUACCUCACGAAGGCCACCUGAAGGAACUCAAGGCUAAAGCUGACGUACAAGGGACCAAGAGGGGCCUGGGCCUGGGAACGCGCCGGAAAAGUGACGGGGACCUCAGCUGGGUGAAAAAGGAGAACGUGCUGUUCUCUCUGAAUCAGUGCUUUCAGGCUGACGGCUUCCUUGGGGGCACCACCAAAGCCAAAGGGGGGCAGAGUCAGCACAGACAAGAAAGUUGCAACAGUUUCUCAUGCAAGAAUAAGUGGCACCCUGAGGGUGGCGCCAAGAUGUCCUCUAAGAGAGCGAAGUGUACCAGGGCCAUGGAGGAGGACGCACCCGUUGGCAAAUCUCGAGGCCGGAGCCCCCACAGACACAAGUGGAAGAAGCAUCAGCAUCGUGGAGAUUCCCACGAGUCCACCAAGAAAGCCUGCAAGACCUCAGGCAAAGAGCACAAUGGCAUACGAAUCAAGCACAAGCGACAGAAGUCCGCCAAGUCCCAGUCCCAGCUGACGGGAAUCCGAAGAGGAGACGGACAUGAAGAAGGCUACUUGGAGAAGAAAGCAAAGAAUAAUUUCCGCGAUUUCAUCCCUGUAGUCCUGAGUAGCCGGACCCGUAGCCAGUCUGGGACCGCUUGCAGCACCUUCACCGCCACAGCCGAGUGUGAGCUGGGCCGCCCGGAAGAGUUCCCCAUGCUGGAAGAGCGCCAAGAAGAAGUAGGGCUGGGCAGCAAACACCGCAAGAGAAAGGCCCACCGUUCCUCCCAACACGUGAGCCGUCGCUCACGGGGGGACCGCUCCCUGGAAGAUCGGGCCAGCCGGCACCAGCGCAGGGCCCGGGAGCUGCCCUGGAAGGUAGAGUCCCCGAGGCAGCCGUGGGACACGGAAGACGAGGAGGAAGAUGAAGAUGAGGACGAGGACGAAGGCCACGUGAAGAGGAAAAAAAGAAGAAGACAGAAAAACCGCAAGUAUCACACCGGGGAAUACCUGACGGAGCGGGAAGAGCAGGCACACAAAUCUCCGAGCCACCAGCGGCGCAAGGCCCGAACAGAUUCCAAGUCUCGGAAGCAGAAAGAAUCACCCCAAGCUCCUGAGAUCCACCUGAAGACCAAGCACUUGCCAUCUUCCCGUGGGACCGGAAACGUCCCGGUUUUUCCCAAUGGCUUUCUGGAAAACCGUGUGGCCAAGCCCACCCCUGUGAGCAACCAGGAAAAGCCAUCGGGGAAGCGAAAGUGUAAGACCAAGCAUCUGGUCACUCCCCCCGAGGAGGUCAAGAAGAAAGGGCCCUGGCAACAUGUGAGAAUUGUGCCUCCGGGGUCCCCACUCUCACUAAAGCUCACAGAGUUAUGGAACCCCGCAAAGGCCCACUCAAGCCUGGAGAAUCGUCCCGAGUCCCCUUCCGCCUGCCCCAUCCCCCCAGAAGCGCGGCGACUCAUUGUGAACAAGAAUGCUGGAGAGACCCUCUUGCAGCGGGCUGCGAGACUGGGCUACAAGGAUGUGGUCACGUACUGUCUGAAGAAAGAAGGUGAGGACGUGAAUCACCGGGACAACGCCGGCUACACCGCCCUCCACGAGGCCUGCGCCCGAGGCAAGACGGACAUCCUCAACGUCUUGCUGGAGCACGGGGCGAACGUCAACUGCAGCGCUCAGGAUGGCACCAGGCCCGUCCACGAUGCCGCGGUCAACGACAACCUGGAGACUAUCUGGCUCCUGCUCUCCUACGGGGCGGACCCCACGCUCGCCACCUACUCGGGGCAGACGGCCCUGAAGCUCGCCAGCAGUGACAAAAUGAAGACAUUUAUCAGCGAUCACCUUUUAGAUCUCCAGGGUCGCCCAGAGGGUGAUCCGAAAAUGGCCUGGGAUUUCUACAGCAGCUCUGUACUGGAGGGGAAGGACGGGGCCAAGUGCGACCUUCUGGACAACCCCCCCGGAGCCUCGGACAAUGACGAGGAAGACCGGGAGUCGGACGACUUCAUAUUCGAGUUCUCGGACAAGCCGUUGCUUCCCACUUACAACCUGCAAGUGUCGCUUUCCCGUGGGCCCAGUGCUGAGGGCUCCCAAGCCAGAAAGAAAACAGCCCCUACUUGCAAGGAGACAUUACACGGUAUUGGCCCCGAUGGGCGGGAGGACACAAGCAAAGUUUGCCAAUCUCUCAGGCCCUGCAACUGGUUCCUCUUCUCAGAUGUCCUGAAGAGACUGAAGCUGUCGUCCCGGAUAUUCCAGGCCCGCUUCCCGCACUUUGAAAUCAUCACCUUGCCCAAGGUGGAGUUCUACCGGCAGGUGGUUUCCAGCCAGCUGCUCACCCCGGCCGAGAGACCCGGCGGCCUCGACUCGGGCCCCAUGAGCAGCACUGAGACUGUCGAGCUGAUCCGCUACGAGCCCGAGUUGCUGCAGCUCCUAGGGUCUGAGGUCGAGUUCCAGCCCUGGAGCAGCUGACGGGCUUGCCCGCCGGCCCGCUUCCUGGCGCCCCCCCCUCCUCCGCCCCCCCCCCGCCCCUCCCCUUUUUUUCGGACUGACUGCAGUAUGAGGCAAUAAUACGGACCAACUAGAAGCAGCCUUAUCGAUGCCAGCAUUAGUGACUGGAGUGUUUGGGUUCAGAUUCCCUCUCAGCUCCCUCUAGUUGUGCUCAAAGGGGGAAAAGACGCAUCAGAGAGGACCCGCAGUGACUGUGAGAGGGGGCGGGGUGCCCUCCGCUCAGCUCACCUCACCCUCCUAGGCCGGGGACCCGGCUCUAGGCGGGCUCAGGGAUCCCCGGGCCGAGGGAGACGGACCCAGGUCCAGUUGGCGGUGCCAGCCCUGGUGGAGAAAUUAGAAAACUCUUUCUCUAGCAACAGGCCCCUUCCCGUAUCUGCCUCCAUGUCUUCCAUACUAUUUAUUUAAUUAGUAUUUAAUUUGUAUUGUUUCCUUGGUUUCUGAGAAGUCUGUAUCACUGUGAUGAUUUGAGACAUCAUCUUGAAGGAGGGGCUUUAUUCACUUUUUUUGUUUUUGGUUUUUUCCCCCUUCUUUUUUUGGAGAAGCCCGGGGAAGUGCCCGCCCCCCCCCCCCAGUCUCCCUCCCCAGGCCAGACCUUUGGGGCUUCCCGGUAGGAGGGGGAAGCUGAUGGCCAUCUGGGAAGCCCAGUGGUGGGGGGAGCAGAGCUGUGUGACGCUGUCUACAAGCACAAGGGGCUUGGAUCCCAAGGGUUGCGGAUUUUCUACCCUUCUCCCUAACCCUAUCCCGCUCUUGGCUCACACGUGCUUUCCAACAACUCUGCCUUAGCUUAGUUCUGUUCGGGGUGAAGGGCUAAUGAACUGCUAUAACAAAAGGGUGGUGAAAAAUGAGUCAGGGGGGUGCCAGGACCCUUCUUCCCUCCUUCUACCCUGCCUGUCCCCCCCCUUUGCUCUCAGUGCCCAUCCUCCUGUGCCUUCCUCUCCCCACUGUCCCUCAUCUUCAAUUCUCUUCCCGUCCCUUACUGCCAUUCUCCUCUCCACCCCUCCCCACUGCCAUUCUCCUCUUUCUCUUCUCUCCCCCCCUUCCUUCUCACUCCCCCACAUUCUCUUUUGACGCCUUCAUUAGGCUCCCUGACCCCUGGCCACAUGUCGCCUCCAGGACUCAGCUGUUUCCCAGGCAAAGGCAAGAGAAACGUUUCUCUCCUCCCCACCCACCCACCCCCAGCACAGGCCCCAACUCCACCGGCUCCAGCUGCGGGUUGGCCCUCCCAGGCUUCCCUUUGGAGGAGCCCUCAGUCCAUUGCCCCCCUGCCCCCCCCCCUUCUCCACCUACUCAAUUCCCUUUCUCAAACACCCAGAUGGAUAUGAGCUUGUUACUUUUCUAUGGACUGCUAUUUUUCAGAACAGUUCUUGGGGAGAGAGGGUGGCCCCUCCCUGGCCUUCUCUGGUUGUAGAUGGUACAGUUUUAUUGUACAGGUGCUAAAACAAAAAAGAAAAAAAAAGAAAAAAAGAAAGAAAAAAAAGAAAAGACAAAAAAAACCAAAAAACCAAAAAAACAAAAACAAGUAAAAAAAGAAAAAAAAAAAGCCUCUCCAAAAAAAAAAAAAAAUUGCCCAAGUUUGAGGAUGGGACAAUCUGUUCUCUGGAGUCUCCUGACCCUAGCCAGGAGCAGUUGUGGUGAAUUUUCUUCGUAUUGUCUUUAUCCCCCAGUGGGCAGCCUGACCUCCCCUUAUCUGGGACCUCCCCCAUCUCUCAGUCUCUCUGGGGCCCUCUGGACUCAGCUUUUCAAAAAAAAAAAAUCCUUUUUCUUUAAAAAAAAUAUAUAUAUUUAAACAUAUAGAGAUAUUUUUAAAUAUAUAUAUAGAGACAUAUAUAAAGCUGAGGGUUUUGGGGUUUGAGUUUUUCUUUGGGGGUGUCUCCGGUCUUGUUUUUUUUUCCUUUUGAAAGGUUUUCGUCCUUUUCCUUUCGCAUUUGGGUGUGUGUUCCGGCUGCUCUCUCUGUUUGGUUAUAAGCAACAGGCUGUGGUGUCAAAAACACAUUUCUAUACAGAAAAACCUGUAUCAGGCCUCA